This is a messenger RNA of Neoarthrinium moseri, 1020 nucleotides long. RefSeq lists its product as uncharacterized. The coding region runs from base 1 to 1020 and encodes 339 amino acids. The record is from RefSeq and is a predicted model, not a curated record. Lineage: Eukaryota; Fungi; Ascomycota; Sordariomycetes; Amphisphaeriales; Apiosporaceae. The transcript is spliced from 3 exons. Gene Ontology annotation, molecular function: metalloendopeptidase activity. Gene Ontology annotation, biological process: proteolysis.
AUGAAACUCGUAAUGGGCGUAUGUCUGCUAGCAAGGCUUACCAAUGCAGCGUCUCUCAACGUUACGCUCCAGAUGAUUGGCAACACUGCAAUUAAAGUCAUGACCACCAACAACGGCGGCGAAGAUCUUAAAGUCUUGAGGACUGGUACUUUUCUGGAGAGUACGGCUACAGAAAAAGUAGAAGUGUUCCAAUCUGGCUCAAGGGUUCCUUUCGAUGGCAUCCGUCUGCUCGUUUCAACUGCAUCGCUGGACGAAGAUGCUUUUCAGACUAUUCCAGUCAAUGAAAUGAUCGAAACGGAGUUCGACAUCUCUCAUAUGCACGAUCUUAGUGCUGGGGGUGUCUUUCAAAUUAUUGCAAACGGUGCAUUAUCUUAUGCUAGUGCUGGCAGUACUGCAAUCGCCGGCAUCGUUCCCUAUACGAGUAACAUAAUUUCAAGUCAUAUAAACGGAUCCCAAGCGCAAGCUGCGCGCAAAGCCUUCCUCGAAAAACGCACACUAUUGCAGUCCGAUUGUACUGGGACAAACUUGACCACCCUGAGAACCACAAUUGAUAAUUGUGCGUUAUGGGCUACUCGGGCAAAAGAAGCCGCAACCGCUGGAACCCGACUUGUUGAGUAUUUUAAGAGCAACUCGUCAUCCGUCAGUGGUACUGUCUCGGAAGUAUUUGAGAAGAUCGCCGCGGAGUGCAAUCCUACCUCUGGCAUCUCUAAGACUUACUGCUCAGACAGGUAUCCAAACUGUGUACCAGGAGUGUUGGCUUACGCAAUCCCUUCUCAAAGCUAUAUCGCUUAUUGCGAUCUAUUCUUUACCUUGCUUCCGGCUGUCACGCAGGAUUGCCAUGCACAAGACCAGGCAGGCACAAUGGUGCACGAGUUCACUCAUCUUGAUCAGAUCAAGGGGGCCAAUGAUUAUGGAUCCUAUGGCUAUAAAGCUGUCCAAGCAUUGCCGGCCGACAAAAACAUUAAUCAUGCAGAUACCUAUGCGCUAUAUGCUCAAGCUGUGAUGCUGGAUUGCGACUAA